GAGUUCCUUUGCCAUGCCGCUCCUGGAUGGAGACCUGGAGAGUUCAGAAAAGCAUCCUUCUCGUAAGGUGGACAGCCCCUUCGGCUCAGGCAGCCCCUCCAAAGGCUUCUUCUCCAGAGGCCCCCAGCCCCGGCCCUCCAGCCCCGUGUCUGCUCCUGUGAGGCCCAAGACCAGCCCCGGCUCCCCCAGAACCGUGUUCCCGUUCUCCUACCAGGAGUCCUCUCCGCGCUCCCCCCGCCGCAUGAGCUUCAGCGGGAUCUUCCGUUCCUCGUCCAAAGAAUCUUCCCCCAACUCCAACCCGUCUACCUCGCCCGGGGGCAUCCGCUUCUUCUCCCGCUCCAGAAAAAAGGCCAGAAACCAAAAUCAAGACGUCAGCAGGGCCAUGGUCCCUCCGAAGAGUCUAGGGAAGAAUCUGUUCCAGGCCUUUCUCUUAGCUCCAGUGUUGGCUGGCGGUCCUGGGUGCUCCUUGGCUUGUGGAAGCAGCGCUCGUCUCUGCGUCCACCGUCAUUGUCACGUGGCCCUCUCCCGCCGUGUGUCUGUGUCUGUGCGCUGCCUCUUCUCUUCUUCUUCUAAGGACAACAGUCAUGUUGGAUUGAGGGCCACCCUACUUCAGGAUGAACUCCUCCUAACUAAUUACAUCUGCAAUGACACUGUUUCCAAAUAAGUUCGCUUUCUGUGGUUCCUGGAAGGACAUGAAUUGUGGGGGGGACACCAUCCAACCCAGUACACAGGCUACAUUGAAAAGCCAAGAUCUGCAAUUCAUGUCACUGGCUGGGGAGGUGCAGGACUUGUGGGUGUAGGGUGGUCAUUCUGUUAAGACCAGGGUCAUUUCUUUGUGUUGUUUUGGCUGUGCUGUGUGGCAUGGGAUCUUAGUUCCCUGACCAGGGAUGGAACGCAUGCCCCCUGCAG
Molecule: messenger RNA, 909 nt
Organism: Physeter macrocephalus (sperm whale)
Lineage: Eukaryota; Metazoa; Chordata; Mammalia; Artiodactyla; Physeteridae
Product: 5'-AMP-activated protein kinase subunit gamma-2-like
Exons: 3
Coding region: 14-664 (216 amino acids)
Source: RefSeq, a predicted model, not a curated record